AUGGCCACAUCAGCAAGUCAGGCACACCGCCAACCUCGCUCGUCAAUCUCACAAUAUCAACCCUCCUCACAACCUCGUCCCCAGUCCGUACAAGCUGGUCACGAUGUCAGCGUCGGCCCGGCUACGCAUGUGCAGGCCAUACACGCGUUCGAUCCCGCCGCUUUGCCAUCCACGUCCGCGGCGGCGGCGUCAAACAUGUACCUAUGUUUCAAGGCGGGCGAAAUCAUCAAAGUGUGGAGCAGGGAUGAAAAGGGAUGGUGGGAUGGGGAAGUGACCCGUGGAGAGGAGGAUGCGGGCAAGGGGCCAAGAAGGGGCUGGUUCCCUAGUAACUAUGUCCGACCUGUGCAGGUAGACGCAAAUACUGGGCCAUCAGAGAAGGUCGCACCACCUGCUGAAAGACCGAUGUCGCGGCAGGCAUCCGCAGCAUCUGUACACUCCUUCACCACCCACGAAUCGCACGCCUCCCAUCACUCGCGGCCAUCCCAUCUCUCGCGGUCAGCUUCGACAGCUACAUCCAUAUCACAGUAUCGCCAGCAGCCUGUCCCUACGCUAUCAUCUCUUCCGUCCACCUUUCAAUCCAUCCUUCAUCCUGUCGUUCAAUCGCUACGACUGUUGACAGAGUCUAUCGAAAACAAUCAUACGACACACUUCCAACCCUCUACAGCUGUCGUCAUCUCCGCGAUCCGCACGGCGUUGGAGCAGACCGACUGCCUCUCGAAGACAUCGCCAACAUUGGAGCGGUAUCCGCAGCUGGCGAAGGAACGCAAAAUCGUUCUGGUGGAGCUGAGCAAGCUGGUAGCAUGCGCGAGGCUGGCGAGUGGGGUGGAGAUGCCGGACCUGCCGGUAGAGCCGGGGAUGGAGCUGGAGCUGCUGGAGCAGACGGCGGACAGCGUGAUGACGGCGGUGCUCAGGGUGAUGGGGAUGGCGGUAGAUCUGGGAGUGGAGGCCAAGCCUGGAGUAGGCGAGGCGGACGAGACGGUCCGGAUGCUGGUCGGUAACAGUGCGCCAGAGAGGUCUUCCUCGUCCGUCCAGCAGCACGGGAGGCAGCACAGCGAUUCUGCGGACCGGUUCCCUACCGUGGCUCCAGACGAGGAGCGGACCGCUCGGUGGUCUGCGCGGGUACGGUCUCCACCUCCGCCAAACCCUCGGAUGCAGGAAACUUUCCGCCAGAAAUCCUCUUCGACAGAACUGCGGUAUUCGAAGCGCGCAAGUAGUCCGCCACCUCCCAUGCCACCAUCCGCGGGGAUGCGCAGCAUACACUCCAAUUCGUCUCGCAGUAGCGACGCGGAUCGGAACGGUCCCCUCUCUGCUACGCCCACGCAGCGUUCGUCAUCCGGCUCGGGACCGAGCUCGCCCGUAUCGUCCAAAGGCAUGGUCUUCCCCAAGCAGCUCGCGCAGGCGCACUUGACCCGCAUUCACGGAUCGAUAGACUCGACGUUCUCACAGGCAACAGCCUCGUCUGACGGUUCCGCCAAUAAUCUUUCGUCUUCUGCGAACGGUCAGCUACCGCAGCAUGUGCGCGCCCAAUCACUCGAGACGGUCGAGGAUAUGCUGGCGGCGAUCAACAAGGCGGAGGAUGCGCUAUACUCCAUCAUCGCUGCCUUUAUUGGUCAAAUACACAGCCAUUCGCCUACGGCUCAUCCGUCAGCGCACGCGGGCCUGGUGCAGAUGACAAAGCGGACUAUCGACACUAUCAGGGACAUCCUGACCGUCACGGAGACACUGGGUCGGACUCUGGCUUCUCCUGCGGAUGAGGCGUGGGAAAAUGAGGACGAGCGGAACGAAAAGGAGAAUGAGGUGGAGCGUCUCAAAGAGGCCAAAGAUGGCAUGUACGACCUGGCCUCACGGCUGGUCGAUGCUGCUGAGAAUCUGGCGGAUGCCCCUUUCCGGCUCGCCGAGCAGGUGGGGGGAUUUGACGGGAAGGAGAGGGAAAGACGAGUGGCGGAAGUGCUGGCCAAUUACGAGGCGGACCGGGAGGACCUGAUUCGCGUGGCUUCAGAGGGGCUGAAACAUGGGAGCCAGUGCGCAGGGGUGGUCAGGUACUGCCUCAUGCCUGGUUCCCAGACGCCGGGCAGGAUCCGAGCUGCCUCGACGCCGAAGCAGGGGAAGGAGACGCCGAGUGUGGAAGUCCACCUGAAUAGCGACGAUGAGGCGCAGGAGGAAGGAGGGACGAGGCGGAAAGAGAAGGUGGGGACGAGGGGUGUGCAUACACUGUCCGGGCUCCAUCGACGGGUCGAGAGCCUGGGACAUGCGCGCAAGGGAUGGGUCGUUGGGGAGCAGGGCAUGUUAGGGGUGCCGUUUGGCUUUCCGGGUGAUGCUGGAGGUAUGGGCGGGGGAGGCGGUUGGGAUGGCAACGAAGACGGGAGUAAGGACGACGCAGAUGAGGACGGGGAGUCGACUGGCGUACAGCUCGCUGUUCAGGACGCAGAGGAGGAGGGUGUGGAAGAGAUGGGCGACGCCAAGGAGGAAGAUUUAACGACCCGUCAUUUUGGACUGGGGUAUGGUCUGCAAGUACCGAAACGUCCCGGACUUUCUCAGGUCCACUCGUCACCGCUUCUUUCCACCCCGUUCAAGUCUCGUCCAACCGGCAGCCCACACUCGGAUGCUGGCUCGCAAGAGCUCACACCCAUCCCCCGCUCCUCGUCCUGGAGUCGCUCACGGGCCACAUCCCUCUCGUCUCCCGCUCCGCCGCGGUUUGCACAUCGGUCUCCCUCCCGCUCUGCCGAUCUGGACAAGUUCACUUCGGACCUGGCGGGCUCCCUGGGUCAAUCACAGUUUCCCUCUCGGUCCACCUCCGCCGCCAGUACCAGGGAUGGCGAUACCUAUCAGUCGUCCAUCUCGGGCACAACGCGGUCUACCGCCGAUCUGGCGUCCCGCAAUUCGGCCUACACUAUGGCGUCCUUCACGACCAACUCUGCCCGAAGCAGCUACAUGGGGUCGGACGCCGCUCGCUCGUCCGGUGUUUCUGCGCUGGAACAAGCAGCACCGCAGACACCCGUCACCGGCCAAGAUGAUUCGCCUCUGCUUGGCUAUCUGCGAGCCGAGGCGUCUCUCAACGGAUCAAAUUUCCCUCGACUUGGCGAGCUCAGAAACGACGACUCCGGACACGGUCAAGUCUUGGACUUGGACAAGACGCCAAUGAAGCCGCUGCGACCUGUUCCCCACCGCUUCCCCACCUCGCCCAUACCCAUCCCUACCGCUGCCGCCGACAUCCGCUUCUGGGUCGUCGCGCACGACUAUGAUCCGCGCGAGAUCGGUUUCAACACCGAGGGCGGCAUGAUCGCUGCCAGUCUCAAGGUGUUGAUCGAAAAGAUGACCCCUCAUGACGGACCGGUCGAUCAUGCCUUUGCGGCAAUGUUCUGGGAUACAUUCCGCCUCUUCACCUCUCCCGCUGCGAUGGUGGACGAGGUGUUAUGGCGGUAUCAGUGCUCCCCGCCCGCGCAGAUGGGGCAGAUGGAUGACCGGGAGCGGGCAAUGUGGAUGGAGCGCAAAGUCGUCCCCACCCGGCUGCGUUGCUGCAAUUUCCUCAAAGUCUGGCUGGAGGCGGAAUGGCGCAGGCGCGAUGGGGAGGACGAGGAGGUGCUCAGUCGCUUGAUGAGCUGGAAUGAGGGCAGGAUGGCGUCCGAGGAUAUGCCUGCGAUGGGUCUUCGACUCGCCCGGCUCAUUCGACAGCGUAUGUCCGAGACGGCCACUUCGGAGGAGUACGUGCGUUCGUCCAGUCGGGCAAGCUCUCGGUCGUCCAUUCUCAGUAACGGGCCGUACUCGGCGCAGGUCGCGGACUUUGACGGACAUGGCAGGAGCAAGCGGGACAGCGGGAGGGCGACCAACAAGUCUAUAUCGUCACUUCGUGGUCUGCGUCGCUCGGUCUCCUUCGAUCGGCUACGCCAAGCUACCAACUCCACCAGUAGCUUGGUGUCAUCGAAUGGCUUUGCUCAUCCUGCGGUGCCGUAUAGCCCUAUCUCCCCUUCCAGCCCAGUGGGCCUCCCUCCCACCCCCAUCAUUUCCAAAUCACUCCACUCGCAGCUUCAAAAGACAAUCGGUCUGGGCAAACACGUUCCUCCUCCUAUCAAGACCGGUGGCAUCGGGCACUAUUCUACCGACUCGCUCGGGAACCCCUUUUCGCCGACCGGACCCUCACCUAUCCCACCCACCCCCUCGGUCCCCUUAUCCGACUUUGACCCGCUCGAGCUCGCACGCCAGCUCACUAUUAUGGAGUCCGCUCUGUUUAGGCAGCUGGACCCGGUCGACUUGCUACUCAGCGGCAAGAAGGGCUCCGGGCCUGGCAGGAUCCAGGUGGAUGAGCUCAAGCAGCUCAGUACCCUCAGCAACCAGAUCACCGGUUUCGUGGCGGACGGGGUACUGGGCGAGGCGGAUACCAAGAAACGGGCUGGGCUGCUGAAGUUUUGGAUCAAGGUGGCAGAUCGCUGUUUCAUGCUCCAGAACUUCUCAUCCCUCUUUUCUGUCCUUGCGGGCCUUAACAGCUCGACUAUCCUUCGCCUCAAAAAGACCUGGGAUGUUCUCAACCAGAAGUACAAGGUACUCUUGGACCGCCUUAAUGGCGUUAUUGAGCACACGAGAAAUCACCUCGCGUACCGAGGCAAGCUUCGCGAGGCAAAGGGGCCUGUUCUGCCUUUCCUCGGAUUGAUUCUGACCGACAUCACCUUCACGUGUGACGGGAACCCAAAUCUCCGCCCAUCUCUCCUGCAAGAAGGCCUGAUGUUGAUCAACGUGGACAAAUAUGUCAAGCUCGGCAAGAUCGCCUCCGACUUUCGUCGAUAUCAGGAGCCCUUCAACUUUCACGAGAUCGAAGCUGUGCAGGCGUACCUCCGCCGAGCUCUCGCAGAGCGCGGUAGCGGAAGCCUUGACGCGCUGUACCGCAAAUCGCUCAUGCUGGAACCACGCAAGGGGACGGAGAAGAUCAACUCGGGGAUUGACCGGCCCGGAUGGCUGGGAGGGAAGGUCUAG
Messenger RNA from Dioszegia hungarica, 4965 nucleotides. RefSeq lists its product as uncharacterized. Gene Ontology annotation, molecular function: guanyl-nucleotide exchange factor activity; protein binding. The coding region runs from base 1 to 4965 and encodes 1654 amino acids. The record is from RefSeq and is a predicted model, not a curated record. Gene Ontology annotation, biological process: positive regulation of GTPase activity; Ras protein signal transduction. Lineage: Eukaryota; Fungi; Basidiomycota; Tremellomycetes; Tremellales; Bulleribasidiaceae. Gene Ontology annotation, cellular component: plasma membrane. The transcript has 7 exons.